ACUUAUAAGCGCUAACAACGUGCAAUUGUUAUCGAUAGUUUUGUCAGCUCACAAUUUUAUUUAUUUGAUUCCUUAUUCCUAAGAAAUAAACGAAAAAAUUAUAUUUCGUUAAGUUAAGGACGGAAAAUAUAACUGGCUGCCAUAAGCUUAUUAUAAAAUACAAUGGAUGGCUCGGAAGAUGCAUCCCAAAUGGAAAUCAACCUCUCCAAUAAAAACGCGAACUCCCAAAUAGUGUUAAACGAUCUUCGACUUCUCGAACUAAUCUAUAUGUAUCCGUUUCUAUUCAGCAAAGCGGUGCAUCCCCAGAAUGACAAAGACUAUGAAGAAUGGGGCUGGGGGGAAAUAGUGAAGGCAUUCAAUUUAGGCUACGACGGCUUAAAGCUCUCCGCGCCCUUUUCCGUUGAGGAGCUCAAGUGGCGUUGGGACAUUCUGCGGCCCAUAGUCCCAUCGCUCGGUAAAGCGUGCGGCCAAAUCCCGAGCUCCCUUUGGCAUAUUGUUGGCAAAAUAAACCGAUUGAUGGACGUGAAGCCGCCGGCAAAUAUCAAGAAGCCUACUUGGACGCAACAGUUUAUACUCGAUCAGCUGCCGUUUGUCGAGCAGCUGUCGAAGGCGCACCAGAGGCAGUUGGAGGUUGAGGUACUGGAUGCCAUAUUCUGUGAAGAGCGGGAGGUGCGUUUAGUUUGCAAGGGCCUCGGCGUAAAGGAGCAGAAAAUUGUGCAAGGCGAGUACGAUGCUUUCCUAAAGGCGAUACGCGUCAAAGAGCUGCCCACACGCGUCAGCUCUCGCGGGAGCUCCGUUAGCAGUACCGCCGGCAGCAAUCCGGACAGUUCUGCAGCUGCGACAAAUGUUGCCAAUAGUCGUCCCAGUAAUCUCGUCAUCAGCGAUGUACGCGGCAACAGCGAACCACAGCCUGAGCCAACAAUCCCGACUAAAUCACCGCUGGUCAUAAAAGACGAGCCACCAGAUCAGCUUGAGGUAGAGCAGCAGAAGCAGCAGUCGAAACAGUCGCCAGUCAAAGAAGUUGAUCUAAGGCUGCGAUAUGUGCCGAUCAAGAGCGCCAAGUACUAUGUGAAGAAGGUGCAGGUGAGACUGAAGCGCUUGGACCUCGCCGACUAUAUGCCGUUGUCGGUUGUGAGGAAGACCCGCAACAGGAGCUCCUGACUGCGUUUGGCAACUAUUCAUUUCCGAAACAGAUGGGCCUGCGACAUGCAUCUAGCUGAGCUGGUGGCUGGCUAUUUAAAAAAAAAAAACGACACGCACACACGCUGCUCGGCGGAGCGACUGCAGCAGUCCCAGCGCCUGGAUAGCACUGUUGUCCCUAGGAUGUGGCCUCAGGCGCUGAGCUGCUGGGACGUAGCGCGCAAGGAACUUGGCUACUUGUACAUUGCAUUUUGUUCUACUUUGUUUUGUAAUCGCAUUUGUGUUUAUUAUUAACAAGAGUCACAAGAACGUAAUUCAACAUGUCUACAAAAUACAGUCCAUGGUAAAAAAAAGCGCAGCACUAACAAGACUAACUAACAAACAACAAAGCCACAAU
Messenger RNA from Drosophila montana, 1537 nucleotides. It is a transcript of the gene Lhr, whose product is annotated as Lethal hybrid rescue. Gene Ontology annotation, molecular function: DNA binding. The coding region runs from base 163 to 1161 and encodes 332 amino acids. NCBI's taxonomy places the organism in Eukaryota, Metazoa, Arthropoda, Insecta, Diptera, Drosophilidae. The record is from RefSeq and is a predicted model, not a curated record. The transcript is spliced from 2 exons.